Messenger RNA from Anopheles aquasalis, 3110 nucleotides. It is a transcript of the gene Ctf4, whose product is annotated as Chromosome transmission fidelity 4. Gene Ontology annotation, molecular function: protein binding; chromatin binding. Gene Ontology annotation, cellular component: nuclear replication fork. Gene Ontology annotation, biological process: DNA-templated DNA replication; DNA repair; mitotic cell cycle. The record is from RefSeq and is a predicted model, not a curated record. Lineage: Eukaryota; Metazoa; Arthropoda; Insecta; Diptera; Culicidae.
ACGAAUUUGUGUCCUGCUGGUUUAGUUAUUUUAUCGUGUUAUCUGCUUUUAAAACACCCACAAAAUGCCUUUUAAACGUUCGCCUAUGCGCUACGCGCACAUUAUGGGCUAUACCAGCGUUCUUUAUCAGGAAGACGGAGACUGCAUUAUCAGCGUAGGACACGAUGGUGACUUCCGAAUCUGGCACGGUAUUGGGGACGAUGACCCACCGACGAGCUGUGUCGGGGAGCAUGUCUGGUCGGCAUUACAGUACGGUGACCGAGUGCUGAUUGCCACCGACCUGAACACCGUGCAGGCUUACAAAUACCCUUCGCUCGAUAAGGAUGGCAUCGAGUUUCGAUUCACCGCAUACGCUACGAGCAUUGUAAAAAACAAACGUUUUAUUGCAGCCGGUUCGGAAGAUGCGACGAUAAAAGUGCACUCGAUCGCGGACGGAGAACAGUUCGAGCUGGAGAAUUUGGGCGGGCCCGUGCUUAGUAUGGACGUUAGCAAGCAGGAUCUACUGGCGGCCAGCAUCGGGAAUGGGAAACUGUGCGUGUGGGACCUGAAGACGAAGGAGUUGAAGAAAACCUUCGAAGGACUAGCGAAAGUGAAGAGCUUUGAAGCAGUUCUCAAUUUUGCUUCGCCAAGCUUUGAACCGAAAACGGGAUCAAUGCUCGCAUACCCGAAUGGAAAGGAUGUGAUCAUCGUUAGCACAUCUAGCUGGGAAAUGGUGAAGAAACUGGUAAAUCCGAGCCUCACAUCGGAACUCACCGUAUGCAAUUACUCACCGAUGGGAGACUACAUCGCAGCAGGCAGUGAAACGGGCGAGCUGGUCGUUUGGGAUUGCGAAACGCGCAAACCGAUCGAUGGCGCGAGCUCGUUUGAUGCGAAUCCGGUCACAAAGAUCGCCUGGAAUCCGAAGAACAACGGAGAGCUUGCAAUAUCCGAUGGCAACGGGCAGGUUGGUACGGUGACGGACAUUUUCAUCGAUGGUGGCGAGGAUGAUGAUAUGAAUGCGGGUGAUAUUGUGGAGAUGACGGAAAAGGAGGAAGAUAAUGCCAACGAUGAUCCAUUAGACGAUCUCUACGGUGUUGCAGUCGCAAAAGGCAAAGGAAAGAAAGGUGGCGAGAGUGAUGCAGAGUUGGACGAUGAUGACGAGGAUAAUGAGAAUUGCAUUGAGUUGGAAAAGCUGAAAUCGCAGAUCAUGGGUGGCACACAAGCAUCCCGGGAUACUCAUUCGGAGAUGGAUGAUGAGGACGAUGCGGAUCGGGCUACCGUACGGAGUGAGCGAGUCGUGGUGCCCAAGUCCUAUCCUCAGCAGCAACCGUUCCAACCGGGUGCUAGCCCUCAUGUGAACGAACACUGCUAUCUGGUGUACAAUCAUGUCGGUAUCGUGCGACGUCACGCGACGGAUAAGGAAAACUCGAUCGAGGUUGAGUUCCACGAUUCCCAGCAGCAUCACGGUAUCCAUUUGAACAACUAUCUGAACCACACGAUGGCCGGAUUGAGCGAAACGGUCCUAGCGAUGGCAUCACCCGCAGAGGAUGGUAAUCCCAGUAAGGUAGUGUGCAUCAAUCAGGCCGCAUUCGGUAAGCGCGAGUGGAGCUACACGAUGCCGGGUUUCGAAGAGGUUGUGGCCGUUACCGCUUCGGAUAAGAUCGUCGUCGUUGCCACCGAUAGUCGGUUGUUGCGCGUCUUCACGGCUCGUGGUACCCAGCGGGAAGUGGUUUCCGUCCCGGGACCGAUCGUUGCGCUGGCCGCGUACGGCGAUCACUUCCUGGUCGCGUACCACAGUGCCCCUGCUAACGAGGAUCAACACAUUUCUCUGAUGAUUGUGACGUGCGUGAAUUUUAAGCUGAGGUGCCGGGAAGUGCACGUACCGUUGUCGGCCCGGGCAGAGUUGCGCUGGCUUGGCUAUUCGGAUCGAGGAUCGCCCAUCGUCUACGAUAGCCUCGGCAUGAUGAACCUUUACCAUGCCUCUUCGAACAUAUGGUUGCCGAUUUAUCAUGCAGACAAUCUGCCAUCGAAAGGAGCCUCAGAUACGCUGCAUAUCAUCAAAGUGUGCGAGUCGACCCAGGACGUACAGCUAGUGCUGUGCCGUGGCGCACGGUAUCCGCUAACGAACCCGAAACCCAUCCCGAUGGAGGUGAAGUUUACGUUACCGAUUUGUGAUCCGGAUAGCGAGAAGGACUGCCUCGAAGAUGAGUUGGUGCGAUCGCUCUACCUGAAGGUGAACGAUGCUGACAAAGUCCUCAAGGAAACGGCGGUCAAGUUGUUCGCUCUCGCCUGUAAGCAUGAAAGUGAACAACGGGCCAAGGAACUGGUGGAGACGAUUGCUUCGAGUCAGCUCAUUCCGCUGGUGAUUAAAUAUGCGAGCAAAAUACGUCGUUAUCAUCUGGCGGACAGUCUGGCACCGCUGUUGCCGACCUUCCAGGAGCAGGAAAAUCAAGAGGAAAAGCUGGAACAGGAAAGCGCACGAGAGAAUGUGGCCAUUGUGAGUGAACUGCAGCACAUCAAUCUUGAGGCGGUCACGAAGAAGGACACGACACCGAAAAUAAAACCGCUUCCAGUUGGCACUAAACGAGCAAGCAAUCCAUUCCGGAAAUCGGCGCUAGCGGCCAGCGGUAGUGAUCCUUCAUCAUCGCCCGCAUCGUCGUCGUCGCUAUCGUCCAAGAACGGCUCCACCGCCAGCAAUCCGCUCGAGCACUUGACGGGCAAAGCGAUAGGUUUUGGCAGCAGUUCCACAGCGGCAAGGAAGACGGCGGGUGGCGAGGAUGGUCAGGAUGAGAAUCGGGCACAAAAUGGGGGCAGCAGUGUCGGCACCCCCGGUGGAAUGAAAUUCAUGCCCUGGUUCGAGCAAAACCGAACGGAGCUUCAGGGUCGCCACCCAGAGUUGGACGAAUCGGAGCUGAUCAAAAUAGGAAUGCGAGAAUUCCGGACGCAGCAGCAACAGAAACAGGUCACCACUGCGGGACAGAGCCCAGGCACACCGGAUACUAGCAGCACAUCGAAGGUGGCGGCAGAGAAGCGAAAACUCGAUGAAACGGAUCGCCCGGAAAGCGGUGUCUCGAAGCUGGCCAAGUUUGGGUUCGUUAAGCAGGCUUAGCAGGCAGUUGGUUCAAGGACCG